This is a messenger RNA of Perca flavescens (yellow perch), 1995 nucleotides long. It is a transcript of the gene doc2b, whose product is annotated as double C2-like domains, beta. The transcript is spliced from 9 exons. The record is from RefSeq and is a predicted model, not a curated record. NCBI's taxonomy places the organism in Eukaryota, Metazoa, Chordata, Actinopteri, Perciformes, Percidae. Gene Ontology annotation, cellular component: synapse; membrane. The coding region runs from base 1 to 1218 and encodes 405 amino acids. Gene Ontology annotation, biological process: spontaneous neurotransmitter secretion; regulation of calcium ion-dependent exocytosis; exocytosis.
AUGACACAACGCAAAGGCGAGAAACCCACCAUCAGCAUCCAGGAGCACAUGGCCAUUGACGUGUGCCCUGGCCCCAUCCAGCCCAUCAAGCAGAUCUCCGACUACUUCCCCCGUUACCCGCGGGGCCUCCCCCCUGCUGCGCCCCACCAAGUGGGCCACGCCGGGCCCCUGAGCCCUGCCCUCUCCGCCACCUCGGCCACCACCUCGGCCACCGCCUCGGCCACCGCCGCUGUCGAAAGUGACCGCCCAAAUGAGGAUAAACCAGAACGGGCUUGUGCCGGAGCCUCCGCCCCCUUGCAGGCCACCAAGAGGGACGAGGAGCCUGACGUGGAAGGAUACGACUCCGAUGACUCCACUACAUUGGGGACCUUGGAAUUCAGUUUGCAGUAUGACCAGGAGAACAAUGCACUUCACUGCACCAUUAACAAAGCCAAGGGGCUCAAGCCGAUGGACCACAAUGGGCUUUCUGACCCCUAUGUCAAGUUGCACCUACUGCCCGGAGCCAGCAAGGCCAAUAAACUUAGAACCAAGACCCUGCACAACACUCUCAACCCUGUCUGGAGCGAGACCUUGACCUACUACGGCAUCACCGACGAGGAUAUGGUCCGCAAAACACUCAGGAUUUCAGUGUGUGAUGAGGACAAAUUCCGCCACAACGAGUUCAUCGGGGAAACACGAAUCCCCCUCAAGAAGCUGAAGCCCAACCAAAUCAAAAACUUCAACAACUGCCUGGAGAAACAGCUACCUGUCAACAAGACAGAAGACAAGUCCCUGGAGGAACGAGGGCGCAUCAUGAUUUCUCUUAAGUACAACACCCAGAAGUCUUGCCUGGUAGUAGGCAUCAUACGCUGCGCUCACCUUGCCGCCAUGGACGCCAACGGCUUCUCCGACCCCUACGUCAAAACGUACCUGAAGCCUGAUGAGAACAAAAAGUCAAAGCACAAGACUGCUGUGAAGAAGAAGACCCUCAAUCCAGAGUUCAACGAGGAGUUCUGUUACGACAUAAAAUAUGCAGACCUCACCAAAAAGACCUUGGAGGUGACAGUGUGGGACUACGACAUCGGAAAGUCCAACGAUUUCAUAGGUGGUGUAUCUCUGGGUAUCAAUGCAAACGGAGAGAGGCUCAAACACUGGUUUGACUGCCUUAAAAACAAGGACAAGAAAAUUGAGCGCUGGCACACGUUGACCAAUGAAUUACCUGGUUCAUUAAAUGACUGAAGACCCAAAUCCUGUCGUCCAACCUGUUGGCCCCCGUCCCCCGCUGGCUGCACCAGAUAGGACACCUGCCUUCAUUUUCCAUACUCCUCCUCCCAGCUUUUUGUCUCUGGAUUUUCCUCAUGUUGGCCACAGCGACCUGUGACACCUCUUUGGGAAUACAUUUCCUCUCAACAGGGCUCAGUUAACAAUAUCCUUAUAUUUGUGUUCACAUGUACAAUAGGGGUUGCAUGGCUGCUCAUUUCUUUUUCAUUGAAAAUUCAAUCAACUAAAUAAAUCAAGGGGAUUGUAGUGUUGGAUUUUAAGCUUCAUAAUUCGGAUUUCUUGUUUGAUCAUUGAAGACAAAAGGAGCAAAUGCUUUCUAUUUGAUGAGAUCUUUUACAGCUGCUAAAUGAUUUACCAGUGAUUCACCAGUCCCUGAAACAGCACAAACAAAGCCUUCAUACGGUCACCUUGGUGGUACAGUAAGAGUGGAGAAUCUAACAAAGGAUGUAGCAACAUUUUACAUUGUUGUGAGUAUACAGAAAUGUUUAGUUGAAGUCGAUAACUGAAGAUGUUGCACUUUAUUAUAAUUUUAAAACUGUUGGGUGGCGAAGGUCCAGUUGUCGUUCACGACCACGUAAGCAGUUCCAACACAACGAAAUCUGGAGCAUUUAUCCUUUAGUUUUAAUCAUUCGGCCAGGUGAGAACAAUGUCAUAACUUCCUUAAAAUACUUGACAAGUUAAGGCCUCCGUAUGCUUCAAACUAAUUAAAUCGUGCAAGUUGCUGUCUGACCGAGA